AUGUAUGCAGAUCAAUUGCUAAGUAUUCCUCCAGUAACAAUGCAGACUGUUGGCUUUGCACUUUUAUGCAUGACUAUUGUCCUUAUAUUAUUUACUCCUUCAUUGAGUACAAUAUUGCCUGGGACUGCUGCUGUUUUAUCAAUUAAUAUUGGAGUUUUUGGCCUUUUAUUUUAUUGGAGUAUUGACUUGGACCCAAUUUCGAUGACAACAACGUAA
Messenger RNA from Meloidogyne enterolobii, 216 nucleotides. The record is from the annotation of a GenBank genome assembly. NCBI's taxonomy places the organism in Eukaryota, Metazoa, Nematoda, Chromadorea, Rhabditida, Meloidogynidae.